Molecule: messenger RNA, 1170 nt
Organism: Magnolia sinica
Lineage: Eukaryota; Viridiplantae; Streptophyta; Magnoliopsida; Magnoliales; Magnoliaceae
Exons: 1
Coding region: 1-1170 (389 amino acids)
Source: RefSeq, a predicted model, not a curated record
AUGGGACUCCCAAAGGUUUCUUCAAGAGUUCGCGUGGCCUGCACCAGGGGGACCCCCCUGUCCCCUCUCCUUUUCCUGUUUGUUGCUGAUGCGCUGUCAUCUAUGCUGAACAGAGGUCAAGAAGAAGGUCUCCUGCGGGGUAUCCCUAUGCCCGGCCUCCCCAACCCUAUAACUCACAUCCAGUUCACGGAUGACACUCUAAUAUUCCUGGAAGCUUCUGAAGCAAACAUUGCUAAUCUCCACAUAUCCCUGCGUUGUUUUGAAGCGGUUUCGGGCCUGAGGAUUAACAUGUACAAAUCUAGGUUGCUGGGGACCAAUAUUCCCUCUCCCACUCUCCAGGCUUAUGCUGAUUCUAUGGGCUGUAAGGUUGCAUCUUUCCCUACUCACUUCCUUGGUCUUCCACUUUGUGUGGGUCGGCCUCUGAAUUUCAUGUGGGACAAGAUCAUUAAUAAAUUUCAUAGAUUUUUGGCCUCUUGGAAAUGCCGCUACUUGUCUUUGGGAGGUCGCCUGACGCUCAUCAAAGCAGCACUGUCCAGCCUCCCCCUCUUCUUUAUGUCUCUGUUUAGGUGCCCUGCUCAGGUGCUGAAAACUAUGGACAAGAUCAGGCGGGAUUUUCUGUGGUUCAGCAAAGAUAAUCAGCGGAAGUUCCACCCGCUCGAAUGGAGUGAAGUCUGCAAGGUUUUUAGGGGGGGUGGGGCCAGCAUCAAGAAUCUCAAAUCGAUGAAUUUGGCGUUACUUGGAAAAUGGGUCUGGCUAUUUGCCUCUGAGAGGGAGGCUCAAUGGGUGAAAAUAGUCAGAGGAAAGUAUGGUGUAGCUCCAGGGGAUCUGUGGCCUAAAGCCUUGUCAUCAUAUAAGGCCUCCCAUAUCUGGAAAGGUAUCCUUAGAAUCCAGAAUCAUGUUAUCCAGCACAGUUGUUUGGAGUUGGGGAAUGGUUCCACAAUUUGUUUUUGGGAAGAUUCCUGGCUUGGGGAGUUACCGCUCAAGAUUCAAUUUCCGCUUCUCUAUCGUCUGUCUCCGGAAAGGGAUAUCUGCAUCAUCAAUUGCUACUCGCUCAUGGCUGGCCGCAUAGUUUGGGACAUCAGAUGCUUCCGCAAUCUCGACGAUUCCGAGGCUUUGGAGUUUCAGACUCUUAUGGAAAGCCUCCUCAAGGCUUCACCCAAUGUUGCUUAG